AUGGUUUCCUAUCUUGGCAAUGGCAUCACGUUCCCGACUGCAUAUACGAAUGAUCUGAAGGCCUCUGGGAUCGCUUUUCCGGUCAUUGGGCUGAUCCUGCUUGUUCUUCGCGCUCUACUCAGCAUAUCGAAGAAGAUCAAAUUUGGAUGUUCAGAAGCGUUUGCGGUCAUAUCAUGGCUCAUGAUCGUUGGAAUGGGCGUAAUUUUCGUAUGGAGCGCUGAGAACGGCGGUCUCGGAACGGACACGCCCACCGAUGGACCUCAAUUGACCAAGACGUACAUCUCCCGCUUCCAGUGGAACGUGGUUUUGAGCGAAUACUUCUUUUUGAUCUUUAUGUCGGUGGCGCUGGGAACUACCAAGUUGAGCCUCUUGUUCUUCUUCCGCAGGGUCCUCGCAACGGGUCAUCGCAACGUCUGGAAUCACAUCAACAUGUUGCUCAUCGUGGUGGUAAUCCUCUUCACCGUCACGUUCACCUUUGGCUACAUCUUCGUGUGUGGUGGCAAUCCUUCUGCGUUCUGGAGUCCGAACAACAUACGCGCACCGCAAUGCCUCUCCAUCAAGGGUGGUUUGGCGACGUUCGAAAAGGCGAGCUUCAUUACGGACUUCAUCCUGGAUGUCAUAUGCAUCAUUCUUCCCUUUCCAAUCAUUUGGCGAUUGCAUCUCCCUCUUCGAUCGAAGAUUACGGUGAUAGCAGUGUUCGGCGUUGGUGUCGCGACCAUAGCCGCGAGCAUAGUGCGAGUGGUCAUCUGGAUCGAGAUCUUGGACACUGCUCACAAUCCGGUCAAAGACAUCAAUCUCGCCGUAACCCUGGCGCUGCAAUGGGGCAUGAUUGAAGCUGGACUGGCGUUCUUCGUAUCACAACUCCCCGCUCUCGGUGCUUACCUGAACAAGUCUUCUCGUGAAGAUAUAGCCAAGACGAUCCGUUACGCAGCCAGCGUUAUUAGUAUAAGAUCAAAUUCCAGCACUGAGUCGAGGAACCGCCGCAGCGUCGAAAAUCAUACGGGAGCUUACAACUACGAGCUGAGUCAAAUGCGCCGCGAGCAUGGAGAUGACGUUCAAGGCGAGGGUGUUGAUGAGAUGAAGAGCAGCAGUUCGCAUAUUGGGAAGACAAGUGAUGUGUAG
Molecule: messenger RNA, 1122 nt
Organism: Ramularia collo-cygni
Lineage: Eukaryota; Fungi; Ascomycota; Dothideomycetes; Mycosphaerellales; Mycosphaerellaceae
Exons: 3
Coding region: 1-1122 (373 amino acids)
Source: RefSeq, a predicted model, not a curated record